Seriola aureovittata is the source of this 8389-nucleotide messenger RNA. It is a transcript of the gene rptor, whose product is annotated as regulatory associated protein of MTOR, complex 1. The record is from RefSeq and is a predicted model, not a curated record. Lineage: Eukaryota; Metazoa; Chordata; Actinopteri; Carangiformes; Carangidae. Bases 1783 to 5859 code for a protein of 1358 amino acids. Gene Ontology annotation, molecular function: protein binding; protein-macromolecule adaptor activity. The transcript is spliced from 36 exons. Gene Ontology annotation, biological process: regulation of autophagy; positive regulation of protein serine/threonine kinase activity; TORC1 signaling. Gene Ontology annotation, cellular component: cytoplasm; TORC1 complex.
CUAUUUAUUUUCAUUGGUAAUGGUAAUGAGCGAACAAAACAGUCUGAUACCUUCCUCAGAUAUUACAGAUGUAACUUCUUAUUUGAAGUGUCUGACUAUGACAGCAAAAUAAAAGUAAAAAUAUAUUCAAGUUUUUUGUUCUAUGAUGCUCUUCUUCUUCUCUCAAGUUCUACUGCUGUUUGUGAGUCCUCAAAGUUUUUCAUUGUUUCUUUAGUGGGAACAUUAAGAAUCAAAACAAAACAACAUCAAAACAAAGUCACAAUUCCAUGAACACACAUAAAAUGAGCUUGUAACAUUGUUUUUGUGGCUGUCAGAGAAGUGACACAAUAACACAAUACCACCACAAAUAGCCUCAGAAAUGACCAUGAAGUUGAAUCCACACAUACAUAGUAUCAACAUAAAUUGCACAAUACAGCCUCACAAAGCCCCACUGUUGCAUAGCAUUAGUGUAAGGGGUGUUCACAUUAUUGUGUCCAGCCCUUCUGUGAGGUACGUCAAUGGUACAAGAGAAUAUAAAAAUCGCUUUUACUACACUGGAAGUCACACACACAGUAUAUGGAAAUAUGAGCUUGAUGUAGUUCAGAGGAGUGUUGUAGGCUCAGAAAAGCAGGGCUUAUCGUGGAAAGCCUGGCUUGAGUGAAACUAAACUAGAAUCAAACUCUUCUUCUUCUAGGUUGAAAAGUGAAGUAAGUGUGGCUUAAUUGCCUAUUGUGAUUAUCAAAACACUGCUCAGAUGUGCAUGAUUUUCACUUAUUUUCGACAAAAUAAUAUGGUCAAAAUGUAAAUAGACAUGCAAAUUUUCAGUAUGGUGAUUGGAAUAUUCAUAACAUUUAAGGCUUUUCAUGGGACUCAAAAAACCCAAACAAACAACAACAAAAAAACAAAACAAGGCAACCACAACGACAAAUACAUUUAAAAAUUUCACAAACAUUUAAAUUGAAAGAAAAUGGUAAACCUGGUCUUUUAGAUUGACACUUGUGAAUAAAAAUACUCAUUAAUAUCAUUAGCUACAUUCACAAUAAAAACGAUAUUUGGAGUCCUUAUUUUUCACAUAUUUCGCCAAAAACUUUAAAUUUAAAAUUACAACUAUUGAAGAGAUAAGUGAGUAACUCUGGUCCGUUGACAUCAAAGAGAGAUAUAAAAACAUAUAAAUAUUUUUUGUUUUCCAUGGAGCGUGUGCGUGUGCAUGUGUGCGUGCGUGUGUGUGCGUGCGUGCGUGCGUGCGUGCGUGCGUGUGUGUGUGUGUGUGUGUGUGUUUACAUUUUGGUGUGUGACAGCCACGAACAACGACGGUGACGUUUCACGACAGUCUCGCCGCCCCAAUAGUGCAUUCUGGGUCCAACCCAAGAUGGCUGCGCCCUUGCAGAAGUGCUGAAGAAGUGCUUCUCCGGAGAAAUUCUCGGGAUUUUAUGUGAUUUCCGCCAAAACUAUCCCACCAGAUCAGCUCCUCGGGUCGCUGGUUUGUAGAAGAAGACCUGAGGACCCAGUCAUCAAUAAGUGUGGCCGGUGCUUCGUGUGGCUGUGGCAGACUGUCCGUGUGAAGAUGGGCCUCGUCUCCAGCCCCUUCCCAUAGCGAAGAGCCGUGGGGAGAGGAGCCGCAGAUUCCCCUGCAAACACGCACCCGUCCAACUCGGAUUUGACGGGUUUGACAUACUGUACAGGCUGUGGACGCUGCCCUACAAUUUUCUGACCAGGAUUGUUUGUGCGACUGUGUCUGUCAUCGUCCGGAGGCGGAGAGGUUCCCCAGCCCGGGUAGAUAAUCCCACAGCACCGAGGGCCCUGAUGAAAAUGGACUCAGACUUGCUUCAUUCACCGGCCUUGGGCCUGGCUGAGGAGGAGGAGGCCGACAUGAAUGACUGGAAGCUCCCCCUGGCCUUCAUGAAGAAGCGGCACUCGGAAAAGAUUGAGGGCUCCAAGGCCUUGGCACAGAGCUGGAGGAUGAAGGACAGGAUGAAGACCGUGAGUGUAGCGCUGGUGUUGUGUCUCAACGUGGGAGUGGACCCUCCUGAUGUGGUCAAGACCUCCCCCUGUGCCAGACUGGAGUGCUGGAUAGAUCCUCUAUCGAUGAGCCCACAGAAAGCCCUGGAGACCAUCGGGGCCAACCUGCAGAAGCAAUAUGAAAACUGGCAACCCAGGGCGCGUUACAAGCAGAGUCUGGACCCCACGGUGGACGAGGUGAAGAAGCUGUGCACGUCGCUGAGACGUAACGCUAAGGAGGAGCGAGUCCUCUUCCACUACAACGGUCACGGGGUCCCACGACCCACAGUCAACGGAGAGAUCUGGGUUUUUAAUAAGAACUACACCCAGUACAUCCCGCUGUCCAUCUACGACCUGCAGACGUGGAUGGGGAGCCCGUCCAUUUUCGUGUACGAUUGCUCCAACGCGGGAAUCAUCGUCAAGUCGUUCAAACAGUUCGCCCUGCAGAGAGAGCAGGAGCUGGAGGUGGCAGCCAUCAAUCCCAGCCACCCGCUCGCCCAGAUGCCCCUCCCACCCUCCAUGAAGAACUGCAUCCAGCUGGCAGCCUGCGAGGCCAGCGAGCUGCUGCCCAUGAACCCUGACCUCCCCGCCGACCUCUUCACUUCCUGCCUCACCACACCCAUCAAGAUCGCCCUCCGAUGGUUUUGCAUGCAGAAGAGCGCCAAGUUGGUGCCAGGGGUGACGUUAGACCUCAUUGAGAAGAUCCCUGGAAGGCUCAACGACAGACGCACUCCCCUCGGAGAGCUCAACUGGAUCUUCACAGCCAUCACUGACACGAUCGCCUGGAAUGUGCUGCCUAGAGAUUUGUUCCAGAAGUUGUUUCGUCAGGACCUGCUGGUGGCCAGCUUGUUCCGCAAUUUCCUAUUGGCAGAGAGGAUAAUGAGGUCAUACAACUGUACGCCGGUCAGCAGUCCCCGUCUGCCCCCGACAUACAUGCACGCCAUGUGGCAAGCAUGGGACCUGGCCGUGGACAUCUGCCUCUCUCAGCUGCCUACCAUCAUCGAGGAGGGCACCGCCUUCAGACACAGUCCUUUCUUCGCGGAGCAGCUGACGGCGUUUCAGGUGUGGUUGACGAUGGGUGUGGAGAACAGGAACCCUCCUGAGCAGCUCCCAAUUGUACUGCAGGUCCUCCUUAGUCAAGUGCAUCGGCUUCGGGCUCUAGAUCUGCUUGGACGGUUUCUGGACCUCGGACCCUGGGCGGUCAGUCUGGCCCUGUCUGUAGGGAUCUUCCCCUACGUGUUAAAGCUGCUCCAGAGCUCAGCCAGAGAGCUGCGGCCGCUGCUGGUUUUCAUCUGGGCUAAGAUCCUGGCUGUGGACAGUUCAUGUCAAGCUGACCUGGUAAAAGACAACGGACACAAGUACUUCCUGUCAGUUUUGGCCGACAAUUACAUGCCAGCUGAGCAUCGAACAAUGGCUGUCUUCAUAUUGGCGGUUAUAGUCAACAGCUACAACACAGGACAGGAGGCCUGUCUCCAGGGCAACCUAAUAGCCAACUGCCUAGAGCAGCUGUCAGACCCUCAUCCCUUGCUCCGCCAAUGGGUGGCCAUUUGCCUGGGCCGGAUCUGGCAGAACUUCGACCCAGCUCGCUGGUGUGGAGUCCGAGACAGCGCCCACGAGAAGCUGUACACCCUGUUGUCGGACCCCAUCCCUGAGGUGAGGUGUGCAGCUGUCUUCGCUCUGGGGACUUUUGUGGGAAAUUCUGCUGAGAGGACGGACCACUCAACCACCAUUGACCAUAAUGUGGCCAUGAUGCUGGCCCAGCUCAUCAAUGAUGGCAGCCCUGUGGUCCGCAAGGAGCUGGUCGUAGCACUGAGUCACCUGGUGGUCCAGUACGAAAGCAACUUCUGUACAGUUGCCCUCCAGUUUAUAGAGGAAGAGAAGAACUACACAGUGCCGUCACCAGCCAACACAGCAGAGCCUGGUAACCUGACUCCAGUGAGGGACAGCCCGGCCAUCCCACGCCUGCGAUCGGUCAACUCCUACACCAACAUCCGAGCUGCUACUACUGCCCGCAAUCUGAACAAGAGCCUGCAGAACCUCAAUCUCAAUGAAGAGGGUGGACCGGCGGCCUUCUCUCCUGGUAACCUGAGCACCAGCAGCAGCGCCAGCAGCACCCUGGGGAGCCCCGACAACGAUGAGUACAUCCUGUCCUUCGAGACCAUCGACAAAAUGCGACGGGUCUCCUCGUAUUCUUCGCUCAACUCCCUCAUAGGUGUGUCCUUCAACAGUGUUUACACUCAGAUCUGGAGAGUGCUGCUGCAUCUCGCCGCAGACCCGUUUCCUGAGGUGUCGGAUCUGGCCAUGAAGGUCCUUAACAGCAUAGCGUACAAGGCGACGAUGAACGCUCGGCCGCAGAGGAUCCUGGACUCUGGAUCUCUCACGCAGUCGGCCCCAGCCAGUCCCACCAGCAAGGGCACGCACAUUCACCAGGCUGGUGGGUCUCCUCCCAUGCCUAGCACCAGCAGCUCAAGUUUGACCAAUGAGGUGCCCAAACCCCCCGCCAGAGAGCAGCCCGCCACACGGCCGCCCUACACCCCGACACUGGGAGGACAGGCACCCCACUCCCACCAGUUCCCCCGCACCCGCAAGAUGUUUGACAAGGGACCAGAGCAGGCAGCUGAGGACGGUGACGAGCCGGGUGGUCACAGGAACUACAUCAGUCCCGCCCUCCAGACGGGCCUGUGUGACUGGAGUGCAAAGUAUUUUGCUCAGCCUGUUAUGAAGAUCCCAGAGGAGCAUGACCUGGAGAGUCAGGUGAGGAUGGAGCGGCAGUGGAGGUUCCUGAGAAAUGCUCGUGUGAGAAGGCAGAGCCGAAGUAUCACGCAAAGAGGUGUUUCCCGUCUGGAUGAUCAAAUAUUCAUCAACCGUAACCCUGGAGUACCGUCUGUUGUGAAGUUCCACCCUUUCAACACCUGCAUUGCCGUGGCCGACAAGGACAGCAUCUGUUUCUGGGACUGGGAGAAGGGCGAGAGACUGGACUACUUCUACAACGGAAACCCUCGUUACACUCGCAUCACAGCUAUGGAGUACUUGAACGGACAUGACUGUUCGUUACUGCUCACUGCAACAGAUGAUGGAGCGUUACGUAUCUGGAAGAACUUCGCUGACCAGAAGAACCCGGAGAUGGUGACGGCGUGGCAGGGUCUCUCCGACAUGCUGCCCACUACCCGAGGUCAGCCCUCUGCCAGCGCUCACAGUCUGGCCAGAAGGGUUUCCAUCUAUCUUGACAGGAGUAAGCAAGGAGGUGCAGGUAUGGUUGUGGACUGGGAGCAGGAGACGGGACUCCUCAUGACGUCUGGAGAUGUCAGAGUCAUCAGGAUCUGGGACACUGACAGGGAGAUGAAGGUCCAGGACAUCCCGACAGGAGCAGACAGCUGUGUGACCAGUCUGUCCUGUGACUCCCAGCGUUCACUCAUCGUUGCCGGCCUGGGUGACGGAUCUGUACGUGUCUUCGACAGGAGGAUGGGCCCUAAUGAAUGUCGGGUGAUGACCUACAGGGAGCACGGAGCCUGGGUGGUCAAAGCUCAUCUACAGAAGGAGACAGAUGGACAUAUUAUCAGUGUCAGUGUUAACGGAGACGUCCGAUUCUUUGAACCGCGGACACCAGACUCCAUCAAUGUUCUGCAGACGGUGAAAGGGUUAACAGCGCUGGACAUCCACCCACAGGCUAACCUGUUCGCCUGUGGAUCGAUGAACCAGUUCAUAGCGGUCUACAACGCAAACGGCGAUGUGAUCAGCAACAUUAAGUACUAUGACGGCUUCAUGGGACAAAGGAUCGGGGCCAUCAGCUGUUUAGCCUUCCAUCCUAACUGGCCACACUUGGCAGUAGGCAGCAACGACUACUACAUGUCCAUCUAUUCAGCCGAGAAGAGACUCAGAUAACACACCAGCAUUCAUCACCCCCCCCUCCCCACCAAAACCACCACAUAUGACUUCUGACCCCGAGCCUCAAGUUCUGGGAUGUAAAUGACUUUUUUGUUGUACAUAUGCAAUUACCACCCUGAAUGUUCUAGUGAUGGCUGCUGACAAAAACUGCUACGAACGACUAUAUAUAUAUAUUAUUAUUAUUAUUAUUCUCAUUGUUUAAUCAUAUUCUUAUUAUGAAGCUAAUGAUUGUAGACUUGGCUGUGCGGAGGAGUGUGUAUAUUUAAAUAGCAUAUACAGAAGAGAGGUUCUUUUUCUAAAGAAGUGGUACCCACCGAUCACCAGGGCUCCUCCUCGCCGCACAGUGAGCAUCACUACCUGAACGAACUGUGACCCAGACCAGAUACGGCGAGAGAGGGGUCUCCCAGAGGGCAACACACACAACACACACUGUUAAAACACACUCACUGGUGCAGGAAACAUGGACUCGCCCUCCACUGGACCUUGGUGUGUUUAUCAGUUCAUUUUAAUGGCCGACUCCCAGCCAAAGGACACAGAGUUUUGCUACUUUGCUGCACCGUCGGCGAGACAUUUGUAAGGAUACGCCCAGAGAUGCUGGACUGUGCUCACUCUUGCCUGACACGUCGACCAGGCAGACAUGAUGAGUGUGUGUUUGUACGUGUGUUAAAAUGGAUUAUAGCACAGCUGUGCCCCACAGUGGGUCUUCAUAGCCUUGGACUUGAUGCCCAAAAAGAUGCCUGCUCUCAUGCUAGAACUCUCCUUCUUGCUUCCCUGACCCCAGCGUGCCAAACAUAAUCAUAUUUUCCACACAACCUGUUGUUGUGGCUCAGAGGGGUGUUUUUGUUGGUUUAUUUGUUUUUUAAAUUAUCGCCUGUAAUAAGGGAAAACCUCCAUUGCCUCUAGUAUGAAGCAUACCCUUAUAUCUAGCACAGUGAGAGGAGAUCUAGAUUGAUAGAAACAAAGCACCCAGUCCUACAGGGAGUCUGCGGUACCUUCUUGCCUGCCCUGCAAAGCAAUAAAACCUCCCAUGAUUCAGCCUCAAGCUCCUCCCAGACGUUGCCAAUAGAAACGUCAGCCUCAGUUUGAAGGUGAUAGCAGCAUAGCAUGUCAUCAAUAGCUUAAGAUGGUCAAAAUCCUGACCUGCAGUGCACCAAGGUGCCACACUACAGCAAUACACACACGCCUUUGUUUCUUUUUAUAUACUUGGAGUACGAGAUGGGGGCCAUUUCACCCCAUCUGUUCAACACAGCAGUGACAGGAAAGAUAUCAAUUAAAUUGACUUGCCUGUGAUUGUCUAAACCUCCUGCCAAUCACGUCCAAAUCCUCCCCAAAAGACGGCACGUCACACAGACUAACUGGUCCCGUGCUGGUCGAUCUUUUCCUGGCUUCUGAAACACAUAAGUAGAAGUUGACCCUAACCGCAUUAAGGGGCGACCUUCUUGUUUAAAGUCAUGACGCCCUCAGAGCAUGCAGCACUGUAGGUUUAGAGAAAGUUUAGAUAAUGUGACUCGUCACACCGAGAAUCACCUGCCACCCCGCAGUCUGGACAGAAAAGCUUCAGUGAGGUUUCCUUUUUCCCAUCUUUGAGUUUUUAUUUUGGUUUGGUUUGAUUUUCUUUAACAAAGAUGGAGGCAUAAAAUGUGUCACUCACUGUUUCAGUCAGCGUUCUAAAUCUCACGCAGGUAACGUCAGGAUCCACCUCACACUGCUGUCGAGCAGCUGCUGUUGACAUAAAAGUCAUUGUGGUGCUGUUCAGUAAAGAUGCCCCUCUUCUUUAGAAGGUUUUUUUUCUUCUUUUUUUGUGCAGUAUCACCAUCGACGUGCCUCUUCUCUGGGGCUGCAGCUUUGCUUAUUUAGCUUUUUUUAAUCCCUUUUCUGUUUUGUAAUUUUAUGUUUUUAAUUCUGCUGGCAUUGUGUUUGCCUUGGCCUCAGUAUGGUGGCAGGAAAAAAGAGUGAGGUCAGCCUUACCCUCACACACACACACACACACACACAAGCACACACACACAAUCAGUCACUGCACUUAAGUCUUUCCUGCCAUGCCCCCUUUCCAUCGCCAACAUACCCCCCCAGUCGCCCCCUCCUUUCUUUCCUGCCCCUCCCACCCUCUGCAUCAGACGUCCCGAGCUUUGCUUUUGCCCGCAGGAGUGGACUUAUGGAUUCAAAGUGAACUGGGAGCACACACACACACACACACACACACCAUACAGUCUGUGUGAGCGGCUCCCCACCAUCACUCCUAUCACUGAGCACUCUGUGGUUUAGCAGGCCUCAACUGCUUCACUGGCUCAGCCGAAAUAGUACAUUUUGGUGUCGGGCCUUUGCUCAGACACACAUUCAUCUCUAAGUAUCCUGCUUUGAGUUUUAAGAUUUUAGAUCUGGAGAAAAAGAAGAGACUUUAACAAAGUAGUAAGAGAGGAAAAAUGAAAACAAUCAGGUUUGUCUCUGUGACUUUAGAUUGCUUUGCUGACUGUGGUUUAUAAGACAGCAGAUGAAAUCAGUGAAAUAAACCAAAUACAACACCGGA